AUGAUUCACAACGAUGCGUUCGCGAGCCUGCCCAACCUUCUGAAUGUCCUUCAGGCUCAUACUGGUACCAAAUCAAGGCUUUUUCUUGGUGCAGCAGCUAGUGCCGUAGCCUUAACCAUCAUCCUGAAGCAGCUCAAUGUGAAACAACCCAAGCUCAUAACGGACUACGCGAAAGUAGCGAGAGAACUCGACAAUAGCGGACUAGAGUUUGAUGAAUGGGACUUCAUCAUUGUUGGAGGAGGCACGGCAGGAUGUGUUCUGGCAUCACGCCUCUCUGAAAACCCGAAUACGCGGGUUCUACUUAUUGAGGCUGGUGGAAGCUCCAAGGGUGUCGUGGAAAGCAGGAUUCCUUCUGGGUUCUUGCAACUAUUCCACACCCAGCGGGAUUAUAAUCUUUAUACAGAGCCCCAGCAGCACGCAGGCAACAAGAAAAAAUAUUGGCCUCGCGCCAAACUCCUCGGAGGAUGCUCUGCUAUGAAUGCUAUGAUGGCGCAAUACGGUGCACCAUCUGAUUUUGAUGAGUGGGCGGAAAUUGCUGGUGAUAAGUCUUGGUCGUGGACUAACUUCAGCAAGCACGUAGUUCAUCCCCCGUGGUCACUCCCUUCCGUUGAUCUCUGUUGCUUCAGAUAUUUUCGCAAAUUCGAGAAAUACAACCCAGACCCGCGCUUUUCACACGUUGAUCCCCUCCUUCGCGGUGCCAAUGGACCAGUUGAGAUUGGAUACAACGCGCACAUCUGGCCUGGCUGUGCAGGCUUUGUUCGGGCAAGCAUGAACGUCGGCAUCCCUUUCUCGCCCGACUUCUGCACGACCAAAGGGACGCAGGGGACAAAUAAGAUCAGUGAGUUCACUGGUAACUAUGAAUAUCAACAAUUUCCGAAUGACCAAUACAUAGUGACAUACAUCGAUAGCAAGAGCACUCGUGUGACUGCUGAAUCUGCAUACCUCACUGAUGACAUCCUUUCUCGUCCAAAUUUGACAGUCGUCACCUACGCCCGUGUCACCAAGGUUCUCUUUGACACUUCCAGUAGUAUCCCACGUGCAAUAGGUGUUGAGUUUGCCAGCAAAUCUGAUAUGGACAUAGUUGGACCCAAGUUCCAUGCACGGGCGACCAAGGAAGUCAUUGUCUCCGGCGGCGCCAUACACUCUCCCCACAUCUUGAUGCUUUCUGGCAUCGGUUCAGCUGUCCAGCUUUCACGUUACAACAUACCUGUCGUGCUUGACGCUCCCGGAGUCGGUGCUAAUCUCCUAGACCACCCAGCAGUCCCUCUUCGACUUGAGGGAAAGACAGGAAAGGGAUUCAACCAUCUUAUGCCUUACAACAUGCGCACGAGGUGCUUGUUCAUGCGAGACCUCCUGCGAUAUCAAUUGUGGGGCACUGGCCCAAUCGCUUCAAAUAUCGGCGAGGCUGUAGCAUUUUUCCGAUCAGACGAUCCCGUGCUUUUCCCGCCCGCGGAGUACAAGCAUGACAUCGAGGACGCCAACUCAGGCACAGAUGCGCCUGAUAUCGAGCUCAUCAUGUGUACUACUGCAGCACGCACACACAACGGACUUCUGGGGAAAGAAUUAGAGGUAUAUCAAAUACUUACUGUCUUAUUACGUCCCACAAGCAAAGGAUCACUCUUUCUCAAGUCUGCCAAUCCUUGGGAUAACCCACUCAUAGACCCUAGCUAUCUUGAAACCAAGCAUGAUGUUGAUGUACUUGUUCGUGGCGUCCGUACUGCCUUCAAAAUCGCACACACAGAACCCAUGUCCACCUCCGUCACCGAUGUGCACAGCACGCACCCUGGACUUGAUCAUCACUUCUCUCGUCUCAGUGAUGCAGAGCUUGUUGAUGUUAUCCGGGAUCGCGUGGAGACGCUAUAUCAUCCGGUAGGGACGUGUGCGAUGGGUCCGGGUGGCGUCGUGGACUCGAACUUACGUGUCCAUGGCACUCAGGGUCUUCGGGUGUGUGAUGCAAGUAUCUUCCCCAAGUUGCCUUCAGGACACCCGACCGGUGCAGUUCUCGCGACAGCGGAGAAGUUGGCUGAUGUUAUCAAGGCUCAAUACGCAUGA
This is a messenger RNA of Suillus subaureus, 2052 nucleotides long. RefSeq lists its product as uncharacterized. The transcript is spliced from 12 exons. The record is from RefSeq and is a predicted model, not a curated record. Gene Ontology annotation, molecular function: flavin adenine dinucleotide binding; oxidoreductase activity, acting on CH-OH group of donors. NCBI's taxonomy places the organism in Eukaryota, Fungi, Basidiomycota, Agaricomycetes, Boletales, Suillaceae. The coding region runs from base 1 to 2052 and encodes 683 amino acids.